AUGGCCUUUCAGGAUCUCCUGGAUCAAGUUGGCAGCCUGGGGAGAUUCCAGAUCCUUCAGAUGACUUUCAUUUUGAUCUGCAAUGUCAUAAUGGCCCCUCAUUCUCUACUGGAGAACUUCACUGCAGCCAUACCCAGUCAUCGAUGCUGGGUUCCCAUCCUUGACAAUGACACUCUCUCUGAUAAUGAAAGUGGGAUUCUGAGCCAAGAUGACCUCCUGAGGGUCUCCAUCCCCCUGGACUCCAACCUGAGACCAGACAAGUGUCAUCGUUUUGUCCAACCACAGUGGCAUCUGCUUCAUCUAAAUGGCACCUUCUCCAAUGUGACAGAGGCAGACAUAGAGCCCUGUGUGGAUGGCUGGGUGUAUGACCAGAGCCCUUUCCUCUCUACCAUUGUGACUGAGUGGGACUUGGUGUGUGAAUCUCAGUCGCUGGAAUCAAUAGCUAAGUUUCUAUUCUUGACUGGUAUGUUAGUAGGAAAUAUCAUCUAUGGCCGCUUAACGGACAGGUUUGGGAGGAGGUUACUCUUCAUAUGUGCUUUACUGCAAACAGCUGUCACUGAAACCUGUGCAGCAUUUGCCCCCACCUUCCUCAUCUACUGCUUACUACGUUUCCUGGCAGGGGUUUCCUUCUCAACUUUUUCUACAAAUAGUGGCUUGCUCAUAAUAGAAUGGACAAAACCUAAAUUCCAAGCCAUGGCAACAGCACUGUUAUUAUGCGCUGCAGCGACUGGACAGGUAACAUUGGCAGGCCUGGCUUUUGCUGUUCAAUCCUGGCACCACAUCCAGCUGGCACUGUCUGUACCAAUGUUUUUCUUACUUGUACCCACAAGGUGGAUGUCAGAGUCAGCUCGGUGGCUGAUUGUGAUCAACAAACCUCAAAAGAGCUUAAAGGAACUUAGAAAAGUUGCACACAUAAAUGGAAUGAAGAAUUCUGGAGACAUCCUAACCAUGGAGGUUGUAAGAACCACCAUGAAGGAUGAGCUGGAGGCCUCACAAACAAAAUCUUCCCUGUGGGACUUGUUCCGUACACCCAACCUGCGCAAGCGGAUGUGCCUCCUGUCUCUUGUGAGAUUUCUGACAUGGAUAUCUGUGUUUGGCCUGCUGAUCAACUUCCAGCACCUGAGGACUAAUGUCUUCCUACUGCAGUGUCUUCUUGGUGUAAUCACCAUUCCAGCCAAUUUACUUGGAAUUUUUUUACUGAAUCACAUGGGCCGUAGAAUGAGUCAAUUGUUUACCAUAUCCCUGCUUGGAAUUUCCAUUUUGGCCAUAAUAUUUGUGCCUGAAGAAAUGCAGAUCCUGCGUAUGGUUUUGGCAACUUUGGGAGGAGCAUUUUCUUUUGUCUCUGUUGGUAAUACUCUUGUGCAUGCAAAUGAGCUACUCCCCACCACAAUCAGGGCAACUGCUUUAGGAAUCAUUGGAAUUUCUGGAAGUAUUGGGGCAUCCUUGUCUCCUUUGUUUAUGAUCCUCAAGACAUACUUUGACUCCUUACCCUGGAUCAUCUAUGGGGUCCUCCCCAUCCUUGGUAGUCUUGUUGUCCUUCUUCUUCCUGAGACCAAGAAUCAGCCUCUGCCUGACUCCAUACAAGAUGUGGAAAAUGAAGGGAGAAUCUUCAGACAAGUAAAGCAAAAAGAUACUUUCAUCAAAGUGACACAGUUUUAAGGAACUCCAAGAAUGGAAUCUGAUCAAGAAGCAAGACAAGAAAAAUAUCACUAAUGUUUAUGAUGAUCCAAGAUCACUCUGAAUAUAGCAAACAUUUUUCAGCAAAUAAUAAUAUAGUAGAUAAUUUGUAUUAAAAUUAACAUUGCCAUA
Messenger RNA from Peromyscus californicus insignis, 1809 nucleotides. Its product is annotated as solute carrier family 22 member 19-like. The record is from RefSeq and is a predicted model, not a curated record. Gene Ontology annotation, molecular function: transmembrane transporter activity. Gene Ontology annotation, biological process: transmembrane transport. Bases 1 to 1659 code for a protein of 552 amino acids. The transcript has 10 exons. NCBI's taxonomy places the organism in Eukaryota, Metazoa, Chordata, Mammalia, Rodentia, Cricetidae.